UACAUUUGGACAGAGCCAGAGAGAAAUAGAAACGAAAAAAUGGCGGUCGGUCGUAGUUGGUGACUGGACGGAAUUUUUUUUUUUAAUAAUUUUUUUUAUUAAUAUCUAUAAUUGAAAAAAACUUGAAAACAAUUUUUCAUUUUUUAAUUUUAAUUAUUUUCGAUUGUGUUUUAUCAAAAAUAAUUUACAAAUAAAAAAGAAAAACUUACUUAAUAAUUAAUUAAAAAUGAAAAGAAACUUUAAAAAUAAAAAAAAAAAAAUGAAAAAUUGAAAAAAAAAUUUUUUAAAUGAAAAUUUAUAAAAAUCUUUUGUUAUGUGUGUAAAAUAAUACAAAAAAAAAGAAAAAAAAAAUGGUACAAUGUACAAAAAAAUAAAUAUAAAAGAAAAAUACAACAACAACAAUAGUGAAGAAAAUAUAAUAAUAUAAAAAUAAUAUGAAUGUAAAUAUAAAUAUAUAUACAUAUAUAUGUAUAUAUAUAUAAUUUAAUAUAUAAGUAAAUAUAUUUAAAUAUUAAAGAAAGAAAAUAAUUAAACAUAUAAGUAGUUAUAUAUGUAUAUACAUACUAACAUAUAUAACAACAUAUUAUUGUGAAUAAUUUAUAAUAUCAUUGUGGUUAUGUGGUCUUCUUAUAAAUAACAACAGCAACACACAUACGCAUUUCUCACAAGUCUAAAAAUAAAAAAAUAAACUAAAAACGUGAAAAGUGAAAAAUUAAUUAAAGAAAAAAAAAAAUUAAGUUUUUUCCAAUUUUUUUUUAAUUUUAUUUUUUUUUUUCUGUGUUUUCUUGAAAAAUAAUUGCUUAUUUUAUUUUUUCAUAAAGAAAUUUCAAAAAAAAAGAAUUGUGUGUAUGUAGAAAUGCGUACACUUUAAAAAUUAAUGUGUUUCAAAAAAAAAAAUAAAUUAAAAUUUUUGUAUAAGAGAGGAGAAAAAUUAAAAAAUUUCAAUAAAAUAAAAUCAUAAUAAAAUUACAAAAAAAAAAAGUUGAAUGUAUUUAAGAAAAAAAUUUAAAAAUACAAAAAAUUUCUGAAAAAAAAAAACAACACUGAGAAAAAAAAAUUUUUUAAAAAUGAAAUUUAAAUAAAAAAUAUUUUUUUUGUUAAUUUUCUCAUAUUUUAAUAAGUAUAAAGAGUAAAAUAAAAUACAAAAAAAAAUUUUUUUGGUUUAAAAAAAAAAAACAGAAAAAAUGUUGGCCUAUUUUUGCAUCUUGCAAAGAAAAAAGAUGGAUUGAACGAUAUCUUAAAAAUUUCGAAAGCAGUCCAAAUUAAACAAAAUAUGGAGUAUGAAUAGCAAAGUAAAUUUCAUAUUCACUUGUAUGAAAACAUUUUCGAUUUCAUUUUGGUUUUUCAUAUUUAAAUAAGAAACAAAUAAGUAAAUAAAUAUUUGGAUAACAAAAAAAUUUAAUAAAUAAGUAUUAAAUUAGAAAAAAAAGAAAAAAACAUGAAAUGAAUGAAGAAAAAGUCCAUUAAUAUUAAAAAACAAAAUUUUAGUGAAAAAAUAAGUAAAAAAUUAAUACUUUCAAAAAUUUCAACUUAAACAACUUUUUUAAAGAAAAUCAAAAUCAAAAAUAAAAAUAAUAAGUUCUUUAUUUCUUUGUAUAUUAUUCAAAAAAAUUCAAAAAAUAAAAAUUGUUUUCGAAAAAUAUUUCAAUAAUAUUUUUGGUAAAUAAAAAAAUUUUAAAUUAUAAGUGUAAAAUAAAAAGAAAAAAGCAACAAAACAACAUUUUGAAAUUAAAAAAAAAAAAAAACAAAGAAAUAAAAGAAGAACUUUAAAAGAUUUUCAAAAACAUUUUUUUUUGGGGAAAUACAAAUGAAAACUUCGCAUUGCAUAUCGUCUAACUACGACUUCCCUGGUCGCCCUCUUUAUUUGCAGAGUGGUAACAACAACGGUAGCAACAGCAACAGCAGCAGCAACAACAAUCACAAUCAUCAUCAUCAUCAUCGUAGUAGUAAUAGUAGUAAUACUAAUAUAGCAACAUCAACAAUUAUUGGGAACGAACAUCGUAUUCAUUCAUCAUCAACAUCAUCAUCAGCAGCUGUAUCAAUUAAUAAUAAUAAUAAUAAUAAUAAUGGAAAUGGAAAUAUAAAUAAUGGUACAACAACAACAACAGCAACAUCAUCAUCAUCAUUAUCAUCAUCAGCAUUAAUUUAUCAAAAUCAAUCGAAUCAACAACAACAACAAUUCUUAUCGUGUUCAAAUGAACCAAAUAUUUCUUUACAACAUAAUCAACAACAUCAUAAUAAUUAUAAUAUAGAUUCGAAUACGACACCACCAUUAGAAAUUAUUGAAACAAAACCAAAAAUAAUUAAUUCCAGUAAUAGUAAUAAUAAUAUUAAUACAAAUAGUAUUAAUAAUAACAGUAGUAGCGGCUGUAUUAAUAAUAAUAAUAAUAUAAUUAAUAAUAAUAUUGAUAAUAAUAAUCAAAAUAUUAAUAAUAGUGGUAGUAGUAAUAGUAGUAGAAUAAAAACUUGUAAUUCAACAAGUAAUAGUAUACAAAAAUCAAAAAUAACAUCAACUUCAGCGGCAACUUCAUCAACAACAAUUACAAAUAACAAUAAUAAUAGUAAUAAUUAUAGUGAUAGUGAUAUAUCAAUAAUUUCAACAUAUAAUUUAAAGGAUAGACAUAUUUCUAAUAAUAAUAUUAAUGAAAAUUCAAAAUAUCGUUUACAAACAACAGCAUCACCUUCAAGAACGGGUGGAACAACAGCAACAACAACUGGUGCACCAACAUCAGCUAUAAUAUAUGAUAAUAAUAUACAAGAUUCUAAAGUUGUAAUUAAAUAUGAGCCACCGCCGCCAAUACAAUUAAAUUCACAUCAUACAGCUGAUUAUAGUAAUAAAGAUUGUCAAGUAAUUAGAAAUACAAAUAAAUAUCAUUAUCAACAACAACAACAGCAACAACAACAGCAACAACAGCAACAACAAAAAUCAAUUAAAAGAAAACGUGAAACAGAUUGUGAUUGUGGUUGCGUCGACUCUUCAAUAGGGGGUGGAAACGGUGGUAUAGUUGUAGUAACAAAUAAUAGUACUACGGCUCCAUCUGCAGCAUCAUCAUCAAACAGCAUCAAAACGGCGCAUGCAAAAGUAGCAACAUCUGGGGGGCAUGCAAAUACGCAACCCCCUAGUAAAAGAUCAAGUAGUGGAGCUGAUGGAGAUUAUCAAUUAGUACAACAUGAAGUUUUAUAUUCUCUUUCAGCUGAAUAUGAAGUUUUAGAAUUUUUAGGGCGUGGAACAUUUGGUCAAGUUGUAAAAUGUUGGAAACGUGGUACAAAUGAAAUUGUUGCUAUAAAAAUUUUAAAAAAUCAUCCGUCGUAUGCUCGCCAGGGUCAAAUUGAAGUAUCAAUUUUAUCAAGAUUAAGUCAAGAAAAUGCUGACGAAUUUAAUUUUGUACGAGCUUUUGAAUGUUUCCAACAUAAAAAUCAUACAUGUUUGGUUUUUGAAAUGUUGGAACAAAAUUUAUAUGAUUUCUUAAAACAAAAUAAAUUUUCACCAUUACCAUUAAAAUUUAUAAGGCCAAUAUUACAACAGGUACUGACAGCUCUACUAAAAUUGAAACAACUUGGUUUAAUCCAUGCAGAUUUAAAACCAGAAAAUAUAAUGUUAGUCGAUCCAGCUCGACAGCCUUAUAGAGUAAAAGUGAUAGAUUUUGGUAGUGCAUCUCAUGUCAGUAAAACUGUUUGCAAUACGUAUCUACAAUCAAGAUAUUACAGGGCACCAGAAAUUAUAUUAGGUUUACCAUUUUGCGAGGCAAUUGAUAUGUGGUCUUUAGGCUGUGUUGUGGCAGAACUGUUUUUAGGAUGGCCUUUAUAUCCUGGUUCAUCAGAAUUUGAUCAAAUUAGAUACAUAUCACAAACUCAAGGAUUGCCCACUGAGCAUAUGUUAAAUAAUGCUAGUAAAACAUCGAAAUUCUUUUAUCGUGAUGUAGAUUCAACUUAUCCGUUUUGGAGAUUAAAAACAACAGAAGAACAUGAGGCUGAAACAAAUACAAAAAGUAAAGAGGCAAGAAAAUAUAUUUUUAACUGUUUGGAUGAUAUUGGGCAAGUAAAUGUACCAACUGAUUUAGAAGGUGGCCAGUUAUUAGCAGAAAAAACGGAUAGGCGUGAAUUUAUUGAUUUAUUGAAACGAAUGUUGACUAUCGAUCAAGAGAGAAGAAUAACACCAGCGGAAGCAUUAAAUCAUUCAUUUACGACAUUAACACAUUUGGUAGACUAUGCUCAUUGUAAUAAUGUUAAGGCAUCGGUACAAAUGAUGGAAGUUUGUCGGCGAGGAGAUUUUCACACUGUGCAACCUACGUCGACCCUCGUUACGAAUUUCGUACCUAAUACAACAGAAAAUAUGACAUUUACUAUAAACAAUCAACUCUCAAGCCAAGUUCAACGUUUGGUAAGGGAACGGCCAAUAACCUAUGAGAGUUUAUACCAAAUAUAUGGUGGCAGAAAUGUUGGAAGACAAUAUACUAAUGCAAGGGCUGAUACCUUUCAACAUCAAUUGGUUUCAAAUAUUUUAUGCCCGCCAACUUAUCAAGCUAUGCCAAGUCCAACAAAACAUGUUGUGGUUGGUAGCGCUGCAAUGCAACCUCCAUUACAGGUACCACCACAGCAAUAUGUCAAUGUUCCUGUUCCAGUUUCAAUGGUAGAACCGACUUCAGGUCAACGUAUGCUUUUAACAAAUCGAGUUCAAACAAAUGCUUGGCCAAAUGCCGGCAGACAAAUGGCAUUAGUGCCAUCCUGGCCUCAACAAGCACCUCAACACUCAUUAAUUGUGGACUCGGCACCGUUUUUGAAUGUUGAAGAAAUAUAUCCAAAACAUCAUUUGAAUUUACCACGCCAUGAACCGAAGAAGGAGUCUCCAGUUCAUCAUUUAUUCGUUCCCAGGCAAGAAAAGAAGGAAACAAAUCAAUUUUCUCCGGUUAAGAAGCGUGUUAAAGAAAACUCACCGCCACAUCAGCAAAGAUAUAGCAGAACACAUGUUUCUCCACAACAGCAACAACAGCAGCAACAGUAUCAUAAUCAUCCUCAAUGCAAUUAUUACAGCAGUGGUGGGGCAUCCUCAAACAAUCCUAUUAGUAGCCACCACCACCAUCAUCACCAUCAUCAACAACAACAGCCAACUCAACAUAAUGGUGGUAAUUUGAUGCAUCAAUCUGUUCAGGGUUCUUCAUCAUAUCAUAAUAGCAGUCAUAAUAAUAAUGCACCACAUCAAAUAUCAACUGGAACACAUCAACCGAUGGGUCAUAUAAUUAAACAACAAACAAUAACAAUACACGAUACCCCAUCGCCGACGGCCGUUAUUACAAUAUCAGAUAGUGAAGAUGAAUCUCCUGAUCCACCCGUACAAAUACAACCACAACCACAGCCACCACCGCCACCACAUCAACAUCAGCAUCAACAUCAGCAUCAACACCAGCACCCACAUGUGCACCACAAGCAAGUUCAACGUGCUCACGCACAGUCACAAACAGUGUCAACUUCCUGUCGUGGCAGUGGUAACGGGAAUAAUAAUAGUGGCGGACACAACUCUGUGUCGAAUAAUCAACAACCGGCUCAUCAGAGCCAAUCUUCAUCGAUGAAUAUGCAUAUGAAUCAUCACCAUCAUCAGCAGCCUCAACAACAACAGCAAAAUCAAACUCAACAGCCUCAAAACCACCAUCAUCAUGGUCAAAAUAAUAUUCAUAGCCAAACUCAUCAACAUAGUUCACAAUCCGGGCACAACCAACAGAAUGCUCAAAUUCAAGAAAACAAUAAUACUGGAAAUAAUAACAUGCAUCAAUAUCAUAACCAUCAUCAGCAUCAAAAUGGAAAUAAUGGUGCUAUCAAUAAUAAUUCUAGUAGCCAAAAGAAUAUAUCUACUAGCAGUUCAAAUAAUUUAAAUCAAAAGCACCGUAAAAAUGUAAUAAACUCUGCAUGUGUUACAAUUGGGGAAGAUAAUGAUGUUCGCGAUAUGAAUAUUCAACAUCAUCAGCAGCAACAAACACAUCAACAAAUUCCUGAAACGCCACAACAAAUAGUUGAUCAUCAUCAUCAUGUUCAACAACAUCAGCAGCAUCAACAACAUCAUCAGCAGCAUCAGCAACAUCAGCAACAACAGCAACAGCAGCAACAACAAUCACAGCAAUUGCAGCAACAGCCUCCACCAAUACAGACUUUGCAAGUUGAUCAAAGAACACGUACAAGUCCAAAAUAUAACCCAUCAAAUGUGAAAUAUGAGCCUGGCCAAUCUCAGAAAAAAAGGAUUUUAGCAAUGGCUCAAAAUGAAUGUCUUUUAAGUGGAAAUUCAAGUGGCAACAAUAUGAACUCAAAUAGCAAUUCGGGAAACCAAGGUAACAGUAGUAAUUCAUCGAAUAAUUCAAAUAAUGUAUCAUCAUCGCACCAUGUUCAUGUCCCCAAACAAGAACCUACCGAAUUUUAUGAUUAUUCUCAACAAUUGGAUAAAAGGUCAUCUUGGGCACCUGCCCCAGCACAUCAUCAUAAACGAGAAGCAUCGGCAUAUAUUGCAGCUGCGGCCGCCGCUGCAACAGCAAAUCAACAGCAAGCUGUUUUAGCAGCAGCGGCUGCCGCUGCUCCACCUACGUCAGAAAUUUACGCAGCCCAAAGAGAAAUGUACACCAGACCAACAGUUUUUGUUUCCCAACCACCUUAUCAAAAUUAUAAUAGAGUUGUUCCGCCUCCAGCUCAUAAUGCUUCAAAUCGACAGGUUUUGCCAUCACAUCCACUUCCAGCCCAUAUACAGUUUCCUACACAAUAUAGUCAAUUUGGUCCUUUAAGUCCAGCUCAAGUGGCAAAUAAACAUUCUCAUUAUGCUCCAGCAAAUAUAUGGUAUGGAGAAUAAGAAAAAGAAACGGCGAAAAAUUAAAAAAAAAAUUAAAUAAACUACUGAAUUACUUGAAUUAAAAAAUUCUGUGCUAUCAUUAUGGUACGAUAGCAUACUAUCCAAGAUUUGUCUGAAAAGGAAAACAACAACAACCUCAAUAAAUUCUUCAAUUAUCUUUGAGAAUAACAGCAAUAAAAAGUUGAAACCAUUGUAAAUUAAAAUUCAUACCAACAGAAUAUUUUAUGGUGAAUAGUGAAAUAUUUUUGGAAAGUAUACACACCAUGAGUUGAUUUACUGUUCCAGUUUGCAAUAAAUAAGCUGAAAUAACAUCUUCCAAAUUAAACAAAAAUAAAUGAAAUUUCAGUGGGAAACGUAUUUUAAAAUUUUUGUUUAAAAUUAAUGAAUUUUUGUUUAUAUAGUUCAUGUUAACGUCAAAAUAAUUAAUAACGUAUGUAAAGUAGCAAAAGGAAAAAGAAAAAUAAUUUUGGAGUUAAAUGAUUGUAAAAAUGUCCAUGGAAACUUAAUAUUAAUUUGAAAUUAUAGAUGAAGAAAGGCACUCUAUAAAAUUAUUUUGUAUUUUUUAUAUUAAUUAAUUUUUUUUUUCUUUUGAUAUGCUAAUAUAGAAUUUUUGUCUCUAAUGUCUCUAAUGUUAAUUAUGUCUAAUACAUACAUAUAUAUCAAAAUAUUAAUGUAGUAAAAAAAAAUCGAUAUAUUGAUAAGUGUAUAUUAAAAUUUGUAAUUAAUUACAAAAAGCAGAAAAAUUGUAUA
This is a messenger RNA of Condylostylus longicornis, 7576 nucleotides long. RefSeq names its product homeodomain-interacting protein kinase 2-like. Gene Ontology annotation, biological process: peptidyl-threonine phosphorylation; peptidyl-serine phosphorylation. Gene Ontology annotation, cellular component: cytoplasm; nucleus. NCBI's taxonomy places the organism in Eukaryota, Metazoa, Arthropoda, Insecta, Diptera, Dolichopodidae. The transcript is spliced from 12 exons. The record is from RefSeq and is a predicted model, not a curated record. Gene Ontology annotation, molecular function: ATP binding; protein serine/threonine kinase activity; protein tyrosine kinase activity. The coding region runs from base 1808 to 6826 and encodes 1672 amino acids.